Cololabis saira (Pacific saury) is the source of this 1083-nucleotide messenger RNA. It is a transcript of the gene fahd1, whose product is annotated as fumarylacetoacetate hydrolase domain containing 1. The transcript has a single exon. The coding region runs from base 94 to 756 and encodes 220 amino acids. The record is from RefSeq and is a predicted model, not a curated record. Lineage: Eukaryota; Metazoa; Chordata; Actinopteri; Beloniformes; Belonidae. Gene Ontology annotation, molecular function: acetylpyruvate hydrolase activity. Gene Ontology annotation, cellular component: mitochondrion.
AUUCGGUGGUGACAAAGUUCAGCUGAUCUGGUUCUGACUGAUCCUCAGCAGCUGAAGCGAAGCCAAACACAUGCACGGUUGCUUCCCCCCGCAAUGACAACAGGGAAUAUAUCUCGAUUUUGGGAGUGGGGUAGAAAAAUAGUGUGUGUCGGGAGGAACUAUGCAGACCACGCUAAAGAGCUGAAGAAUGCGGUUCCUACAGAGCCCAUCCUGUUCCUGAAGCCCCCCUCUGCUUAUGUGAGGGAGGGAUCCCCCAUCCUGGUGCCUCUCUACACCAGCAACCUGCACCAUGAGGUGGAGCUGGGGGUGGUCAUCGGCAAAGCAGGGACGGCCAUCCCUCAGGACGCUGCCAUGGAGCAUGUGGCGGGUUACGCUCUGUGCUUGGACAUGACAGCCCGGGACAUCCAGGACGAGUGCAAGUCCAAAGGUUUACCCUGGACUCUGGCCAAAGCCUUCAACACGUCCUGUCCGGUCAGCGAGUUCAUCCCCAAGGCGCGCAUUCCUGACCCCGGCAAGGUCAAGCUGUGGCUGAAGGUCAACGACCAGCUGAGGCAGAGCGGCUGCACCUCCCAGAUGAUCUUCUCCGUCCCCUUUCUGAUCAGCUACAUCAGUGACUUCAUCAGCCUGGAGGAGGGGGACCUCAUCCUGACGGGGACCCCCAAGGGAGUCUCUGCCGUGCAGGAGCACGAUGAGCUGCAGGCUGGGAUCGAGGACGUUGUAACCAUGAGCUUUAAAGUAAACAGACAAGAUCACUGAAAACACUUGUCAUGAAGCAAACGCCUACAGUGUGGAGAGAGAUCAGCAGAUGGCAGCAAUGUGCUGUCAUUCAUUUUUUUCUGAUGACUUCUGUAAAGUAUUUGAGAGACACAACUAAAGCUACUUGUGAUGUGUUUUACUGUUAAUCUGACUCCAGUCAGGGAUAUAAAAAUAAUUUUUCAUGCACUACGAUUGCAUUGAUCACCAGUGGUGGAAGAUGGAUUGAAGAUUUUAAAAUGAAAUGUGGAAAAAUACUGUGUUGGAAAGGUGAAGAAUCUAAAAGUGUGCUAAUGAAACAACAACAAUAAUAAAAAGGGACCGCCAGUC